Messenger RNA from Peronospora belbahrii, 1209 nucleotides. Lineage: Eukaryota; Oomycota; Peronosporomycetes; Peronosporales; Peronosporaceae. The record is from the annotation of a GenBank genome assembly.
AUGGCACCGUUCGAAGGGUUUGAUGUCGAGACGUAUGCGGCUAAAUACAGUGGACGUAAUCGUACUGAACGUCUUUUAUUCCUUGUAAAGACGUGUCCAGAGUUACAGACUGAGGCAAAGCGUGCAUUACUUCGAGAGCUUAAGGAAGGACUGAAUAUGGAACUUUAUGCUGAAAUUCUAGGUGAAAAGGUUCAUGAAGAGACUGUUUUUAUUGAUACUAUCAAGCAUAAAGCGUUUCAACAGCAUGAAAAACUCGAGCAAGAACUUAAUUCGUACAAGUCGACAAUGAUUAAGGAAAGCAUCCGGAUGGGUCAUAAUGAUUUAGGUGAAUUUUACUUCAAGUCAGGAGAUUUAUCUGCUGCAUUAAAGAGUUUUGCUCAAGCACGGGAUUAUUGUACGACGGAUAAACACAUUAUUGAAAUGUGUCUAAACGUGAGUAAAGUGGCAUUACACAUGCGUAAUUUUGCACACGUGACCAAUUAUUUAAUCAAGUUGGAGCAAGUCAGCAGUGCUCAAAGUGAUCCUGUGUUAAAGUCGAAGAUUGCAUCAGCUUUUGGACUUGUUGCUCUUCAUGAGAAAAACUACCAUGCUGCUGCUUCCAAAUUUAUUGCGUGCAGCGCUGAGAUUGGCGCGAGUUACAACGAGGUGCUGCAUGCAGAAGACAUUGCGCUCUAUGGUGGCAUUUGUGCUCUAGCGUCGUUCAAGCGUGAAGAACUGAAGGAAAACGUAAUCAACAACUCGUCGUUCAAAGCUUUCUUGGAGCUGCUGCCGUGGCUGCGUGAGCUCAUUACCGACUUCUACUCCAGCAACUACGCUUCAUGUCUGCAGACGUUGGAGCAUAUAAAGCCUGAGCUCAAGCUGGACCUAUAUCUCUGUGAGCACGUCGAUACGUUGUGUAAAGAGAUUCGCAGUCGCGGAAUCAUCCAGUACUUCUACCCAUAUCUAUCUGUGGACUUGCAUCAGAUGGCACGUACGUUCAACACGCCAACAGAUGACCUCGAGAACAAGAUCUGCGAGCUGAUUGCUGCGGAACGUCUCCAUGCGCGAAUGGAUUCUUACCAAAAGGUGUUGUAUGCGUAUCACCCGAAUCAGCGCGCUGCUACUUACGAGCGCGUGUUUGAAGUGGGUCGCAAGUAUGCUGCUGAGUCACGCAACUUGCUUUUGCGCAUGAGCCUGCUCAAGAACAACAUCAUUAUUUGCGACACGUAA